AUGGCCGUCGUACUCUCAUCCGAGGACAAUAGUCUUUUCUCGCCGCCGGCUCUGCGGCGUACUCAUUCACAGCCCAAGUUCGUAGGCAAGCAAUCGUCCGGAUUCCAUACGUCUUCAUCGACAUCUCGGAUUAGCGAUGCUUACAACGCAUCAUACCACCACCAGUCUUAUCACAUAGUCUCUGAUUCUAAUCCGUCCUCGGCUCCCUCGUCACCGCGGACUGCGCAUGCCGACUCGGCGGAUCCGUCGUACUCGUCGACUCCCGCUACCAAUCUCUCACUAGACGGUCAUUGCGAGGACGACUUGGAACCUGAUGACGACCGGAUCCUUCUCCCAGCAUACGACUCCAACCCGUUCUUCCCCCCGGCCCUCGAAGAUGAUCUGGAAGCUCCAACGAGCCCCCAGACAGGUAAUUCUUACACCAUCUCUCCACCCGAGGAGGACUCGCACGACUCAUCAGCUACUACUUCACGCCCAAUCACUCCGGAAUUCUACGAGCACGCUGAGGAUGAUACGGCUGUCAAACACCACCCGACACAACACGUUGAUUACUUGUCGCAUAACUGGAAAGAGGAAGACAUCUGGUCGUCAUGGCGCUACAUAGUGUCGCGGCGGAACGAGUACAGCAACGGCCCUCGUCUCGAAAACGCCUCGUGGAGAACCUGGAUGAAGGCCAAGUAUAGGCUCAAAACUGUCUCGCCUGAGACGCUCAAUUGGCUCAAGGACUGUGACGUAACGUGGCUGUAUGGCCCCCUACAGACGCGCCAGCUGAAUCUCUUCCCCAACGAUACGGAGCAUGGCAGUUCGACCCUGUCGAGGAACGAUUCAUUCGUCAACAAAAAGCCCAUAUUGAAGAAGAGAAGCAUGUCUGAGAUAAUGCUCCAGCGGUCUCUUUCUUCUUCAUCUCUACUCAAACAAGCAACGGCUGCCAUCCAGGCCCAACAGAAGGAUCGGAAAAUGACUAGGCCUAUUCUGCACCAAGCCUCCACCGACUUCAUGACUUUCCCCUUUUCAUCCCGCAGAAUGAGCAGGGAAAACACGAGUCGUGCGCCUUCGACCGCAUCGUCGGGAGUCAUCUCUCCUUCGACGGAGCGGAAACACAUUCACUUUGACGAGCAGGUCAAACAGUGCAUCGCUGUUGACAGUCCGGGUGACGACGAGGAGGAGGAGGAAGUUGGCCACGGUCAUUGGAAGUACGACAAUGACAGUGACUCAGAUGACGGUGCCAUAAUGAUGAAGAGGACCAACUCGAAGAAGAAGCCUCUGAAGCCACGAAAGUCCCUCACGCCAGUCAGUGCGGAGAGCAAAACGAUAGCGAUGCUACCCUCGACCACCUUGAAGUACCGCAAAGACACGCCAGAACCCCGGGAGACGGCCAUGAAGCACAGCACUGGGCUCCGAAGCCCCCUCUUGUCACCAACCUCUUCCCAAGAAACGCUGCGGCCGUCUCGACCGUCUGGACCAUUCUACGCCGUGGACAAUGAUGAAGAGAAUACACUUGGUGACGAGACUAGCACGACCCCAGUUUCGAGUCCCGUCGAAGCCUUCGUACAAAACCGACAGCCUGGACUGUCCCGAUCGGGCUCAACAAACAGUCUCACGGCAGAGCCAGCAGGCAUGCGCCGAACCGAGUCCGGUAUGUUCAUGCCCUACGAGGAAGGAGAGGUUCGAGGUAACGAUGGGAUCAUUGGGCGCGUGAUCGACACGGUCAAUACUGCUCGGGAUAUUGCGCAUGUCAUCUGGAAUGUGGGGUGGAAGAGAUAA
This is a messenger RNA of Pseudomassariella vexata, 1764 nucleotides long. Its product is annotated as protein phosphatase type 1 complex subunit Hex2/Reg1. The record is from RefSeq and is a predicted model, not a curated record. Gene Ontology annotation, biological process: protein catabolic process in the vacuole; cellular response to glucose starvation. The coding region runs from base 1 to 1764 and encodes 587 amino acids. The transcript has 2 exons. Lineage: Eukaryota; Fungi; Ascomycota; Sordariomycetes; Amphisphaeriales; Pseudomassariaceae.